This is a messenger RNA of Gavialis gangeticus (Gharial), 2959 nucleotides long. RefSeq names its product SWI/SNF related, matrix associated, actin dependent regulator of chromatin, subfamily d, member 2 (gene SMARCD2). The record is from RefSeq and is a predicted model, not a curated record. Gene Ontology annotation, biological process: regulation of transcription by RNA polymerase II. The transcript is spliced from 11 exons. Gene Ontology annotation, cellular component: nucleus; SWI/SNF complex. Lineage: Eukaryota; Metazoa; Chordata; Crocodylia; Gavialidae. The coding region runs from base 193 to 1416 and encodes 407 amino acids.
UUCUCUUGGGAAAGCAGCAACACUCUGGAGAAACUGGAUGUCUGUGUGAGGCCCUACUGACCAGCAAAUUAGGGAAAGCUUCUUUGUUCAAUUGGCCUGUAAGGUGCCUGGCACGUCCCAGCUCCAUGGGCUGGACCAGCAUCUGAGCCUGGGCAGUAAGGCAGGUUCCUUACUUUUCAGACAGGCAGCAGGAUGCACGUUAUCUCAUGUCCUCAUGGCUCUCACUCAGCUCCUACUGGCCUAUGUGCUUUUUGCAGGGUGAAAAGGAGGAAGAUGGCUGACAAAGUCUUACCACAGAGGAUCCGGGAGCUUGUCCCAGAAUCUCAGGCCUACAUGGACCUCCUGGCCUUUGAGCGCAAGCUGGACCAGACCAUUGCCAGGAAAAGGAUGGAAAUCCAGGAGGCCAUCAAAAAGCCCCUGACGCAAAAGCGGAAGCUGCGUAUUUACAUAUCCAACACCUUCAGCCCGGCCAAGGAAGAGGGGGAUGGCGGGGAGCGUGUGGCCUCCUGGGAGCUGCGUGUGGAAGGCAAACUCCUGGAGGAUCCAAGCAAGCAGAAGAGGAAGUUUUCCUCCUUUUUCAAGAGCCUUGUCAUUGAGCUGGACAAGGAGCUCUAUGGACCAGACAACCAUCUGGUGGAGUGGCACAGGAUGCCCACAACCCAGGAGACAGAUGGCUUCCAGGUCAAACGCCCUGGUGAUGUCAAUGUGAAAUGCACCCUGCUGCUUAUGCUGGACCACCAGCCACCGCAGUACAAACUGGACCCUCGCCUGGCUCGCCUGCUGGGCGUCCACACCCAGACCCGGGCCAACAUCAUGCAGGCGCUGUGGCUCUACAUCAAACACAACAAGCUGCAGGACAGUCAUGAGAAGGAGUACAUCAACUGCAACCGCUACUUCCGCCAGAUCUUCAACUGCAUCCGCAUGCGAUUCUCCGAGAUCCCCAUGAAGCUGGCAGGGCUGCUGCAACAUCCCGAUCCCAUCAUCAUCAACCACACCAUCAGUGUGGAUCCAAGUGACCAGAAGAAGACUGCCUGCUACGACAUAGACGUUGAAGUCGAUGACCCUCUGAAAGCCCAGAUGAGCAACUUCCUGGCCUCCACCACCAACCAGCAGGAAAUUGCCUCCCUGGAUGCCAAGAUCCACGAGACCAUUGAAUCCAUUAACCAGCUGAAGACGCAGCGAGAUUUCAUGCUGAGCUUCAGCAACAACCCGCAGGACUUCAUUCAGGAAUGGAUCAAAUCCCAGAGGAGGGAUCUCAAGAUCAUUACGGAUGUGAUUGGGAACCCGGAGGAGGAGAGACGAGCGGAGUUCUACCAGCAGCCCUGGGCACAGGAAGCUGUGGGCCGGCACAUCUUUGCCAAGGUGCAGCAGCGUAGACAAGAACUGGAACAAGUGCUGGGGAUUCGUCUCACCUAGUGGGCUGGCUGUGGCUCAGGGGCUCUCCUCUUCCCCUCUCUUCCAACACCUGAGCCUUACGGUACUUCUUACUGGAAUCAAAUACAGCACUUGCACAAAGCCUGCGACUGGGGGCUGAGCCACUAGCACCCCGAGAGGCUCUCCAGCACCACAGGGCCCCCUCUUGGGCAGGAAGCUGUAGCCAAAGGCAGAAAGGGGUGUGUUUGGGUCCUGUGGGACCCAGGCAGGCUCUGCCUUGUCUCUCUUAGCCAUUCUUUAUUUCAGCCCCUCUUGCAUUGGUAUUGCUAGCUUUCUGCAGUGUGCUGUUUGCUCCUCCCCCCAGUGUUCAGUGCAGUCUUCUGUCCAAACAACAUUGCAGGCUCACUCCCUUCCCCAGGGAAGGCGGCUUGGAACUCUCCCAGCUUGGGUCAGAGCCCUGGCGGAGCUGCUGAAUGAUGGGUACGAACUGUCCUGGCUGUGCGUCUCUAGUGACUAGUUCCAAACACUCUGGCUACAGAGCUUGCUUUGUGCAACACUGCUGCCAGCAGCCUAGCCUGCUCUGGCACCAGCUGGGAGAGGGCACUGUUUGCUUUCUGCAGUUCCCUCCCCUGGGUCCCUGUCCCAGCUGCUCCCAUGUCCUGCAGAGGCAUGAGCCUGCCUGUCAUUCCUCAACCAAAGUUUUGUCCAUUCCAAAAGGCCGGCCUGUCUGGCCCCCAUGGUUUUGCACUAUUUUUGUGAACAGGUUUUAUAAAAAGGAAGCCUUUUGUACAGCGGGUUUGUAUUUGAUUAAUAUAUUAGAGUUCCUCUCUAGUACUGCACUCAAAUGGAGAUCUAUGCAGUGGGGUCCCUUUUUGUUCUUGGGAAGGGUUUGCUCAGGCCCCUUGUAGACGCCUUUUUGUAGGUAACUGAGCUUUUUGGCCUGAGUCUUUGACAAUCAGCUGCAUUAUUCCCCCCGCCCCCUGCUGUUUUUUACCUAUUGCAACCUGUCUUUGUGAUCUAUAUGAGGUAUGUCAUGGGGGAGGUGCUGCUAUGCCCUCAGGAGUCUGAGCAGUGGCAGGGGGAAGCAGUGCUGGUUUCAGCCCUGUGUGCUGCUCCUGGGCCCUUUGGAGCAGGAGCAGUCUAUACCUAUCAAACACCGAUGACAGUGGCCAUGGCAGUAAGUAUCAUCUAUCCUGUGGCUGCAUGUUGGGAAGCCAGAGCCAUGGCUCUGGGGUAGUUCACUGGGCAAGGGUAAAUCAGGACACAUGGAAGGAGUGCCAGUGUGAACCAGACUUUCCCAAGUGCCUUACCGACUCUAGCCAAAGCCAUGGGCAUAUUUGGCCCCAGGGCUUCCUGCCUUUGCACUAUGACUCCUUGCUGGAGAGCAUGGCCUCCCCGUUUCCUGUGCUGUAGCUAGUGUGAUGGGUGCAAGCAGUGUAGCCCUGCCCUUCAUUGCAGAGUAGAGGUAGGCAGAGGGUGGGGUGUUUACAUGCUCACCAUGGGGAAGGCUCAGGGGUGCCUGCUCUUGCUGUUGUGUAACCAUGUGUCUGUUUGAAUAUUUUCUAAUAAAAACACUUUGCAGCAA